GGUAUUAGUGUGGUCCCUGUCAGCCAUUGUUGCAGCUCGAGUGAGAAUAGAUGAUUCCAGCUCCUGGCUCACCCUCUUCCAUGUAGAGGGGCCACUCUAUGUUGCUAAGUGGAACCCAGAUAGAUAUUUAGUGGGAUUACACAUGCUUGAGGUGUAUGCAAGAGAUUCUACUGGUCAAGAGGCAACGAUCAUACAGCCAUUUUCUCUAGAUGAAUCUCAGCCUUCUUUUCACUUCUGGCCGAGAGCUCUCCUCAUGUCCAACCUCUCCAUGUUUUUCCAGUUCCUGUUCGGCAUUAUGGUGUGCAUCUGUGUAAUUCCACUGUGUGUCAUGCGCUACAUUCAUCAUCUGGUACUAGAGCACCGCAUGUUUCGUCCUCGUCCUCGAUGGAAGAUCAUCAACACUUGGCUGCGCAAGUUGUGGGUGUUGGUAUCUGUUGAUAGACUCUUCUGGCCACUGAUUUUCACUGCUGUCUACUUACCUCUUGGUCCAUGGUUUGUGGGGGAAGUAAUUGAAGGUCACAUAGGAGUUGUGUUUGCCUGGGGGACCUUUGUAAAUAGAAGUUAUCUUCCAGGGUCCUUGACGUAUGCAUAUGGUUUUUUCCAGCUGCUGGUUUUCCACCUCCCUCUCACCUUGGCUGUGGCACACUGUAUUGAUUUCAGAUUCUGGUCAUUGUAUAUUGAUCCACUGUGUAGCUUCCCUCGAUACCUGUGUCGCCACGUGUGCUUACUGUUCCUCGUGACUUUCCAGAUAAUAUCGGCAUACUUUUUCUGGUUGGCAUAUGGUACAAUGGCACUGGUUUUGGGUCCCCUGCGUACAUGGUCAGCCAUAUUAGGUGUGAUACUGUGGCACCAGUCAUCUACAAUUCAUAAAGAUCUACUCAGGUUAGUAAACCAGUAUAUUCUAAUGUAUAGUAUUGCUUCUUUAUGUAAUGGUUAUAAGUUGGUGGAACUCAAAUUAAUUUUUUUUAACACAUUGGCCGUCCCCCACAGAGGUAGGGUGACCCGAGAAAAGAAACACUUCUACCAUCAUUCUCUCCAUCACUGUCCUCCCACCGGCAUGCCGAUACUAUAGUUCAGAUGCACCUCCUAACUGUAGAUAUCCCCAUCCCUCCUUCAGAGUGCAUGCACUGUACUUUUCACCUCCAAGCCUCAAAUCCAGCUAACUGGUUUCCCUGAAUCUCUUCACGGUAUGUUAAAUUGUUCACACACUAACAGGUUGUCAAGUCCAAAAAAAAAAUAUUUGCCUCCAUUCCUAUCUAACACUCUGCUGGAUAUCCAAGCCCU
This is a messenger RNA of Cherax quadricarinatus, 1284 nucleotides long. The record is from RefSeq and is a predicted model, not a curated record. NCBI's taxonomy places the organism in Eukaryota, Metazoa, Arthropoda, Malacostraca, Decapoda, Parastacidae.